AUGGGAGGGAGGGUAAUUCGACUCCAACUCUAUAACGCAUCUUUGCAUGGAACCAUCUCGCAAUUUCUAUCCAAUCUUUCUCAACUUCAAACCCUUGAUCUAUCACACAAUUCCCUCCACGGUACCAUUCCUGAUGAGAUAAGUUCCUUAUCCAACCUUGCUAGGCUUGAUCUUAGUGGUAAUCAUUUGCGAAGCGGAAUACCUACUUGUCCUGGCAUGCUUGCAAAUCUUAUUUACUUGAACCUUUGGGAUAACCCACUAGGUGGAAAUCUUUCCACCUAUAAAUUCCACAAUUGGACCCGGUUAGAAUUUUUGGACAUUACCCAUAUUAAUUUGUACGGUCCAAUUCCUCCACACAUGGGCAAUCACCUUCAACAGCUGCAAAUGCUUUUUCUUGGCGAAAACAAUUUGACAGGGAGCAUUCCUUCUUCUCUCUCCAACAUAUCCAAGCUUCAACGCAUUGAUCUAUCAUUCAAUUCCCUAUGCGGAUCCAUUCUUGCUGGGCUAGGGUUUUUGUCUAACCUAAGCAGACUUGGCCUCAGCAAUAACAAACUGAAACAAGGAAUACCAGAUAAUUUUGGCAUGCUUUCAAAGUUAGUGUUUUUUGACCUUUCUGCAAAUGAGCUCGAUGGCUACCUUCCUACCUCCAUUUUCUACAACUGUACCUUGUUGGAAACAAUACACCUUUCCGAUAAUGCCUUCAACAGUCCUAUUCCUCCACAGAUAGGAUCUCAUCUUCAUGCUCUACGAGAAACUGCUACUUGCAAACAAUAG
This is a messenger RNA of Zingiber officinale, 774 nucleotides long. Its product is annotated as receptor-like protein 53. The transcript has a single exon. The record is from RefSeq and is a predicted model, not a curated record. The coding region runs from base 1 to 774 and encodes 257 amino acids. NCBI's taxonomy places the organism in Eukaryota, Viridiplantae, Streptophyta, Magnoliopsida, Zingiberales, Zingiberaceae. Gene Ontology annotation, molecular function: protein binding.